AUGGCGUCGGGCACCUCAAUGCCCUUCUCUUCCCUCCAACCGAUCCCAGCGGGCGGUCGCAAGCCCAAGAACCUCGGCGAGUUCAUUGCCCGCGUACAAGCGGAACGCGGCUUCCGUAACGUCACGGAGGAGAGUCUCAAACAAGAGAUCGAGGACCGCAAGAAUGGCGUCGCCGAUGUGAAGGAGGAGGAGGAUACCGCCAUGGCCGACGGAAACAACGACGAGGACGAAGAGCCGGCAGACGCCAACGCCGUGCGGAUGGAUGUGUUGAGAAAUAUUGAUGUCGCCCAUAACGCCGCGCUUAUGACCCUCGACUUCAUCUCAUUACUCCUCUCGAAAGAAAGCCCCGCCCAAGCCGGCGUCACCCUAUCCCAACAACUGCGCGAGUGGACUGGCAUCGGCACUCUGGGUAUUGCCAAGCGAGAGGACAACGAAGAACAGAAGCAGCGCGACGCUGAGAAGGCCAAGGAUAAUCGCGACGUCUCGCUGGGCUGGGCCUUGAUCGACAUCAACAACACGAAGGAGUCGGCCGACAAGGCAGCAAGCCACCUGAGCAAGGAGAUCGAGCGUGAGGAGAAGUACUGGGGUGAGGUUCUGGCAGUACACCAGGCUGGUUGGUCCAUGUGCAGACUGCCAGCGGAGAGGCAUACCCUGGGCGUGAGAUUCGGUUUCUCAGAAGCAUCGCCCGAGUUCAGGAAUAGCAGUCUCGCCCCUCUACGGCGAGGUGAUGACGGUUCGGCGCUUCUCAAGCACGGUCGAGUUGGCUCGGGCUGUCAACGUCUCGGUAUCACCAUCAGCAGAUCAGGCGAGACGACCGGCCGCCUCACCACCGGCGUCUCCGUCCCAGACACAGCCCUACUACAAGAUCGCGUCCUCGAAGCGCGAAACACCAUCUUCGCGCAGGAACUCUGGCAUGAGCUCCACCGCGAAGCCCACUCGCUCGCCUCGUACGGCGUCCGCGCAAGCAACUCCGCCAUCACAUUCAAUCCUCCAUCGGGGCCAAGCCUCAACCUCGAGCUCGAGACGCUCGAAGAAUUCGCCAACACCGUAGACGACCACCCAGACAACAAACUCGCCGAGGCAACGCAUCUCGGCCUACACAUCUUCCUCAGCCAUGCCCACCGUAUAAACGAGCUCCAGCGCCUACGCCCGGUGCCUCCCCACCAACGCCGCAACCAGACGCAAAACCAGUACCACCUCCUCCGCCCCAUCCUCGCCAAGAUCAUCCACGACCGCUCCAUAGCGCAAGCAACCCGCUUCGCCGGCGACCUCACCAGCAUCUUCCGCCAGUCCGGCGUCGACUCUGCGACCUUUACCCUGAGCACGUCCUCCUUACCCACGGCCGACCUGCGAAACAAUUCUGGCGGCUCUUCCAACCGCCCCAGCGCCUCCCAGGCCCUCGCCAACUCCCUCACAACACUACCGGCAGAUUUCGACAUCGAACUCACCCUAACCCCGCUAUCCCGCCUCCAGAUCCGCGGCCGAACAUUCCUCCUCCCCCUCACGACGACCCAGUACCAGAUCCAACUCCUCCCCAACACCACUCAGCCUCCCAACACCGACACCCCGGCGCCGCCCAACUCCCUCCAAACAUCCUACCCGCCCUCCCGCGACCCCUACCCGGACCUCGCCGCCGUAAAGCUCUACCUCACCAACGCCGCCGCCCACGCCCUCACAGACUACGCCAUGACCCUCAUCCCGCCGCCCCAACAACCACAGCCGAACUCCUCCUCCUCCGACCCCGCACACCCGGAGUGGGUGAAAUCCGUCCGCGGCACCGCCAUCCGCGACGUCGACACCGAGACCCGCGAGGUCCGCUUCGACAUCCUCGACGGCCCCGAGGGCCGCCCCGCGCUCCAGGUCGGCGCCGCCUGGCGCGCCGGCGAUCAGGCCCGAAUCAAGCGUUGGGCCUGGCCCGGCGGGGGUGGCACUGGCGCGGAGACGAAGCCAUCGGCCACCAUUGUCGACAUCGUCACCGCCGUCGUGCAGUCCAAGGAAGUCUAG
This is a messenger RNA of Colletotrichum karsti, 2004 nucleotides long. Its product is annotated as RNA polymerase ii mediator complex component. NCBI's taxonomy places the organism in Eukaryota, Fungi, Ascomycota, Sordariomycetes, Glomerellales, Glomerellaceae. The record is from RefSeq and is a predicted model, not a curated record. Gene Ontology annotation, cellular component: mediator complex; core mediator complex. The transcript is spliced from 3 exons. Bases 1 to 2004 code for a protein of 667 amino acids. Gene Ontology annotation, molecular function: transcription coregulator activity. Gene Ontology annotation, biological process: regulation of transcription by RNA polymerase II.